GGUGUUGUGGUUGGAACUGCGGUGAUUUUUUUGCUCUACAGUACAAGUGCAGUCGGAUUUUAGUGUGCAGAUUUGUGAAACGAGAGUCCUCGACCCAGAGAAUGCCGCUGAAUGCUCGUUUAUUAGCUGAGACGGCGACGAACAAGAGCAAGGAUCGGUCCAAAAAUUUGUUUACAAACACGCAAAACAACAUCACAUGCGACUAAAAGCAAUUCGCAGUAACGAGAAUCCUCGCGUCGGCCGGCCAGGUCGCGUCACCGUCGUAGUUCAGGUUACGGGCAGUCAGGGCAGGAGCGUUGGUCCACAGGGAGGCAGACAGCAUAGUUUGACGGGCGCAAGUCAGGUGGCGCCUGGCAGCGGAGUUGCGGCGGCGGCGGCGCGAGUCGUCGGUCGUUGUCGUUGGCCGUGGCCCCCGAGUCGGGCACUGCCGAGUGUGCUGCAGUCAUCUGCAGAGGAGACGACGACCGUGCGAGCAGAGCAGGUCGCGCCGGCUCGAGCGAGCAAGAGACAGAAUUUGAGAAACGAGAAGGAGGAAAUUCCGCGGAAAUCAUGUGCCGGUUGAAGCAGUGUAGUGCCCUGAGCAUGCGAAAAACGAUCCUAGUGCUCGCUGUCGGACUUGUGCUCAUAGCUGAGCCGGCCCUCGCGGCGCCCAAGAAGAGCGUCAAGCAAAAACUGCAGGAGGACCCUGAUCUUUCUCAGUUCUAUCUGUUACUAGAACAGAAUGUGCUGGCCAACUUCACGCUCAAUUUCCACAAAGCGACUUUCUUUGCUCCCACAAAUGAGGCUUUCCAAAGGUUCAAGGGACCAGUCAACGACAACCUCAUCCUCUAUCACAUCGCCUCUGGAGUGGCACAGAACCUGGAAAAGCUGAGUGACACGGUGACCACCUCGUACGACGGUUCGCCGCCCCUCUGGGUCACCAGAAUGCCAAAGGGUAGUGGCAACAAGAAAGAGCUCUUCAUCAACAAUGCGAGAGUGCUGGAGAAAAGGUCCAACUUCCAGGGUGUCAAUUCGCAGAACUCUGCUCAGGUUCUCCAUGUGAUUGACGAAGUGCUCGUGCCUUUGAUGUCAGUUUCGCCUGACACUUCAGUCGACAAUCCCGACGCUGCCACUUUCCUCGCCCAGUCAGAAAGCGUCCAGUUAGGAUCACACCGAGUCAGAUCUUUCCGUCAGAGAGUGAACCAGAACCAGAAGGAAUCUGUCUUUAAAAUGGGAGGCGGAAACACCUUCUUCAUCCCUGUCGACGAAGGGUUCAAGCCACCCCCGAGGCCCGAGAAGAUUGACAUGAAAGUAAUCGACGGUCACGUCAUCCCCAACAGGGUGCUUUUCAUCCGUUCUACCCCUGUGGGAGAGGAAUUUGACACCAUGGCUUUCACCGACAACAUUCGAGUGCAGGUUUCCUUCUCCACUCAGCCGGACGAUAAAUCACACAGAGCGUACGUGAGCAGCAAUACAAUUGUGGGCGACAACAGUCACCCGACCGGUGUGGUGAUGGCCGAAAUCGUGCACGCCAACAUCCCUGUGAAGAACGGCGUCGUGCACCUGAUCCACCGUCCUCUGAUGGUGGUCGACACCACCGUCACGCAGUUUCUUCAGUCGUUCAAGGGUAUUGUGAGUGAAAAGGAAGAUGGCCCGCUGAACAAAUUGUACGAAGUGAUCAUGGAUCACGGAGGCGAAUUCAUGACCCAGAUCACCAACAUGAAGUCGUUGACCCUGUUCGCUCCUUCGAACGCCGCCUGGGAGAACGCCAACCUGAACAAUAUCCUGCAGACAAAGGACAAGGUCAAGGAGAUUCUUCGGAUGCACUUGGUCGCCGACAAACUGCCCCUCGAAUACAUCCUCAGCCAGAACAUCAUUCAGGUCGAGUCGGCGGCGUCGCGCAAGAAUUUGUACUUCAACGUGAUCCGCCAGGGACACAACGAGACGCUGACCGUCGAGGGUGGCGGGGUCAACGCCACCGUGAUCCAGCCCAACAUUGCGGCCACCAACGGCAUAGUGCACAUUAUCGACCGUGUUCUCGGCAUUCCUUAUUCGACUGUUGGAGAAAAAUUGGCCACCGACCCUGCUCUCAACAAAACCUUCUGGUUGGGCCAAGGUGAGCGGUUCAACGAGCAAUUGAGCAACCCCUUCAAGCGCUACACCUACUUUGUGCCCCGCGAUUCAGCCUGGGAGAAGGCAGAGCUGCACUACCCUUCGACCCACAAAAAACUCUUCAUGAGGGACUUCCAGUACCACGCCCGAUCGAUUCUGGAGCGUCACCUGAUUGUGGACCAGGCUUACACCAUGGCCGAGCUCAAGGACCUUUUCCAGCAUAACGAGUCUGCCAUCCCUCACACCGUGCGCGACAUCUUGCACAUUAAGGUCAAGGAGAUUGACAAAACUGAUGCCGAGGCAGGGGAAGCCGGCUACUACCUCGAAUGGCAAGGCGAGCGCAUCCUUGUCUCCCGACCUGACGUCGAGUGCACUAACGGCAUCAUCCACGUUAUCGACACGCCUCUGCUGCGAGACGCGGACGUCCGAGUGACCGGAGGAGUGGACGGUCUGGCUCCACUCAUGUCUGUGCUCACCCUUCUGGUAGCAGCCACCCUUGCCUUCUAAGAAUUUCACCCGCCAGCCAAACAACUUUUGAGUCUCAAACUUUUGAUUGUUGAAUGUUGCUGCUGCUGCUACUUAAAAUUUCAUUUCUGACCCCUGGCCUAGAGUAAAAGCUACGGGAAUAUUAUCAACCUGGUUUCUCUAGUAGUCAGCACACACACAUACACUCUCUUUCACCUCAACUAAAUGAUAUGUUUAGUGUAUUUAUUUUUAGUUGGUUUCUUGUCGAGCAGACUUGAGAUUUGUGAUUUGAAAUCACUUUGGGCUGGCGAUUGAUGUAUCGCUUAUGAUGAAAUACUGCAGAUUUCCGGGCGGAAAUUAGCUUUUGUUUUAAUUUCAUUCCGUCGUUUAUUCUUAAUUUUUUAUACACUCCCAGCCCAAAAGGAGAGCGUUUUUUAAUUUCAUAUUUUGAGUCUGCUUUAGUAGGUAUAGGCGGAUUUUAAUUCCCCUAAAGAAGAGUAAAAUUAAUGAAAAAAAAAAUGAUGAGCCAGGCUCUCUUAGAACUGCCAAAACAUGUUGGAGCAUAAUAGUGUCCCGCAAUGUCCAAAUCGAGGCAAGAGCUCUGACGAGCGGGCAUUUCGCUGUACAUUCCUCUGUUGAAUUUGCUGGAGAGUGUCGAGAAUGGGAACGAGAUCUUAGGUCGUGAAUAAUAUGCAGUAUUUCUUUUCAACUUGAUUAAUUUCGUCAAGCAGAAUUCAGUUUUGGCCUAAGAACCGAAAAAUAGUAGAAAACAGUUCCGAACUUAUCGGACGGAAAAAGGCAGUUGAGAUUGAUUCAAUUAUAAUACCAGAUAUGACCACUACUGUCGCCGCGCGCUUUAAUAAAUACAUGUAAAUUGCAAUAAAAACUUAACCUUUAGGAGGUUCUCCGAAAAGUCAUACGAAGACACGACAAGAAAAACGCAAGCUUGAAUGUACAAUUCUGCUUGAUUGCUGAGCUUUCGACAGCAAUUAAAAUCAAAGCAGAUCGAUGGACGAAUAAAUACGGUUGGUUUUGUUGCUUGAGUAUUUUUGAGUGAAUGGUUGAUUUGAAUAUAUAAUUUUGUUCGUUUCAAUCGGAUGAUCAUCGCCGGUUGUAAAAUGUAGCAGCAAAAAAAUAUCUUGUAAAAGAAGAGGUGUGUGCUGUUUAAAAGAAAAAAUGUAUAAGAAGAAGUGGAUCGAUGGACACCUGAAUCUAAUCCAACACAAAAUAUCAGUAAAUGGAAGAAAUUACAUGUGGAUAUUUGCCUUUCCUUGUGUCUAACUAAUAAUUCUGGAUGUAUAACAAAACAAGAUUGAGUGCUAUUCAAAAAGAAGAGACCUUUGUUAUUUUAGCAUAGACUGUUUAGCCUGAAUAGCACUCAUUUUAUAUUUUGUAUGCAGAGAAGAAGAAGAAGUGUACGACAAAAUGAUAUUACUAAAAUGAUAAUUAUUCAGUUGACUGCUCUACAGCUUAAAAAAGUCGUCGGUUUAAGAGUAACAUAUUGACAUGGUUGUGUAGUCAUUCGCUAAAUGAUGAUUAUUUUUAAGAUGCACCAAAAUAAAAUCUUUGAAAAAAAAAUGCUAGUGUAUAAUACUUGAUCACAAUUAUUUUACAGCAAGUACUAUUGAGUAUGCGAAAAAAGUUCUUACAAAAUAAUAAAAAAUAAAUUACUUCAUUGUGAUCUUGCCUGUUGAUUGAGAAAAGUAAAACGCAAAACAAGCGCUGUUUAUUUCACUACCAAAGCUUGAAAAAGUAGUAAAACUGCUGAAAUGAAAAAAGUAACAAAACAAACGGAAAAAACUUAAUUGCGUGAGUGGAGAUUUUUGUAUAGAGCAUAAUAAAAUGACGCUAUAGCAAAAUGCAAGAAGUCGAGUGUGACUGCUGAUGCACUUUCUUCUUCAUCGUCUAGCCAUUUUAUUGAUUGAUCCAUUUUGGGACGUGCAUAAUGAUUCAUUAUUUUUGUAUGAUAAAAGUGCGUGGGUCACACUUGCCGCAGAGGGGAAUGUUUCACCUUGCGCGCGGGGCGAAAAGGAACCCAAGUGUUGAUUCUUUUACGACAAAUCUCAAAGACACCGCUGUUUACUCGAUUUCAUCUCAAAACUGUAAUGUUGUAUGCAAGAAAAAACACUCAAAUUAAGAUAUUGUAUCACCAAGUCACCACCGAAAGUGAAUUAAUUUUAUUGUCAGUUGAGUGGACUAAAAUUAUGAAUGGAGAGUUUGAGGUAAAAAAAAAGUGGAAAGUAUUUCAUUGGGAAUUUUAAGUAAGACCACACGUUAACUUGUGUUGGAUCAACAGAAUAUGAUAAUGCAGAUAAUGAAUAUGACGAUAAAUUAAUCCACCAGCUUGCGGUAUUUGUGAAACUGUAAAAUUUUAAAUAGGCAAUUAAAAUUUGGAAACAGAA
Molecule: messenger RNA, 4958 nt
Organism: Neocloeon triangulifer
Lineage: Eukaryota; Metazoa; Arthropoda; Insecta; Ephemeroptera; Baetidae
Gene: Fas1
Product: fasciclin-1
Exons: 17
Coding region: 550-2598 (682 amino acids)
Source: RefSeq, a predicted model, not a curated record